Messenger RNA from Capsicum annuum, 1765 nucleotides. RefSeq names its product dof zinc finger protein DOF3.4. Lineage: Eukaryota; Viridiplantae; Streptophyta; Magnoliopsida; Solanales; Solanaceae. The transcript has a single exon. Gene Ontology annotation, biological process: regulation of DNA-templated transcription. Bases 756 to 1469 code for a protein of 237 amino acids. Gene Ontology annotation, molecular function: DNA binding; DNA-binding transcription factor activity. The record is from RefSeq and is a predicted model, not a curated record.
AUUGAUCUGUAAUAUUGAAUAUUUAAUAAAUUAGACACGUCCAUUUUAUUUUUAUCAUUACAAACAUCAAAAUGGAAUACAACUCGAGACCUAACUGUAAAUGAUGUUGCUAGUUACAACCUACAAGGAGACUCACCGCUCGUUAUAGUACUUCAAGGAAGAUUACAUUACACUCACUCAUAAUGGAGUAGUAGUACCAAAUAGUAGGUGACUGUAGCCGUAUCUAUUACCUCGUGAGUUGUAAUGGCAGCGUAAUUUUAUAAUUAGACAACAAAGUAAAUGUACAACUGCACACUAAUUAAUCGUGCUUAAUUAACUUGCAGGAACAUAUUCCCCCAGUAAUGGGACAGUUAGUGUUGUACAAGUGGUUGAAUGUAUAUGGUUUUUUUAUGUACAUGUAGAGUAAUUGGGUAACAAAAGCCUCCACUUAUGAACGAACCCCAUAAACAAAGCCGUUUUCGAGCCGUCUGAAUAUGUAUAUCCAUAGCUAGAGUAGCAAACAGAAAACAAAAUAAAUAGCUCCCUGUUAAAGCUGCUCUCUGUUCUUUAGCACAAGACCCUCAGAAUCCUUCAGAAAUCUGUUGCCUGUUCCACUUAGCGCAACACAGAUUCUCUCUCUCUCUGAGAGUACUACUGCCAAUCUUCCAUAUAAACCCCACCACAUGCUUCCAUAAACCCCACAACAUCUCUCUUUUCACUUCAUUAAAACUUAAUAGCAAAUCUCUUUGUCCUCCUUCUUCUUAACAGAAGCAAAAAUGCCUUCCGAUGUUAAUGAGCGAAGAGUUACCAAGCAACAGCAAGGAGGUGCACCGGCUCCAGAGCCUGAGCAUCUUCCUUGUCCACGUUGUGAUUCCAUCAACACCAAAUUCUGUUACUACAACAACUACAAUUUCUCUCAGCCACGUCACUUCUGCAAAGCUUGCCGCCGUUACUGGACACACGGCGGAACUCUUCGUGACAUCCCUAUUGGGGGAGGAAGUCGCAAAAAUGCCAAGCGGUCACGUACGAUCACAACUAACAGCAGUUUGUCCUCCACGCUCUCUCCUCGAGAUUACCAACACGCGUCUAACCCGUCGGCUUUCUUGGUUCCUUUAACUGCCGAUCAUGGGGGUUCACUACCCUUCGACGUGAAGCCGAAUGUGAACAUGUGUGGGAGUUUCACUUCGUUGUUGAGCAGUGCUCAAGGGCCUGGUGGGCUUUUAGCACUUGGUGGAUUUGGGCUUGGAGUUGGCGUUGGGUCUGGAAUUGAAGAUAUGGGCUUUGGUCUUGGCAGGCCCAUUUGGCCGUUUCCUGGAGUUUCACAUAGCAAUGUUGAAAACAACAGCGCUAAUGGCACUGGAGCCAGUAUGUUGGGAAGCACGUGGCAGCUUGCUAGUGGAGGAGAGGGUGGCUUCGUUGGCGCAACAGCAGGGGAAAUUUUUAAUUUCCCUGAUCUUGCUAUUUCUACCCAUGGAAAUCGGAUGAAAUGAUUGCUUAGGGGAGUUACUGGAUUUUGUAACUUUAGGGGUACUUGUGUUUUUCUCUCUCUCUCUUUUUUUUUUUUUUUUUUUUUUAUAGUUUAUAUGAUCUUAAUUAGCUAUUUGAAAGAAAAAUGCCAAAUCCUAGAAAAAUCAAAACUUUUGUAUAUUUUUGGCAUAUGAAAGUGUUGGUCUUAGAUUUAGGACUGCAGUUCCCUCGAUCAUCAGUUGUGAUUUGAUGGAGAAAGCCUUUGGAAUGGUUGUACUUUGUUUGUUGCUACAAAAGUGUCCCUCUUGACUUCUCUGCC